AUGGGUAGAAAUGCCUCAACAUUAAUAAAAAUUAUCCUUCAAGAUGUCAAUGAUAAUAUACCAAUUUUUGAACCAAAAAUUUAUAAUAUAUCUAUUGGUAUUAAUAAUAAUAAUAAUAUUGGAAUAGAUAUUAAUAAUUAUCAGAUAAAUACUUAUUUAGUUAAAGUUUUAGCUUCAGAUAAAGAUGAAGGAUUGUAUGGUGAUAUUAGAUAUGAAAUUAAAAAUGAAGCAUCAAAAUAUUUUGUUAUUGAUAAUAAAGAAGAUAAAGGAAAUAUUAUUAUUGUUAAAAAUCUUAAAGACUAUUUAAAAGAUAGUUUGGUAAAAAGUUUUGUAGUUGAAGCAAUUGAUCAGGAUAAUUUAAGAUCAAAUGAACAGGCUAUUGUUAAUAUUAUUGGAAUUAAUGAUCAUAUUAUACCAGAAUUUACACAAAAAUUAUAUACUUUUAAUGUUUCUGAAGACAUUUUACCUGGUAUCUCUAUUGGACAAGUCAUCUUACAAAAUUCAAAUGAAGAUUAUUAUUAUGAAAUUUAUGAUGGCAAUGAUAGUAAUAUGUUUUCUAUUGAAGAGAGUGAUGGUUCUAUUACAGUAUCAAGAUACUUAGAUGCUGAUCAUAAAGAUUCAAUUUUACUAAAUAUUGUUGGAAUUUCUAAAAAUGAUAAAAUUAGAGUUUAUUGUCAGGUGAUGAUUUAUGUUAUUGAUGAGAAUAACAAUCCACCAAUUUUUGAAGAACCUCUUGGAAAUAUUUUUGUACCAGAAGAUUUUCCACUUCAUGAACCAUUUUUUUCAUUACAAGCUACAGACAAAGAUAGACAUGAGAAUGGUAAAGUAACAUAUGAAAUUUUAGAUUCUCAUCCACCUUGUCCUGUUAUAAUAAGACCUUUAACAGGAGAACUUAUAUUAGCUGCUACUUUAGAUUAUGAAGAAGUUAAAGAAUAUGAUAUAAAAAUUAAGGCACAAGAUCAAGGAUUACCACCAAAAUACUCAACAAUUGAUAUAAAACUUGUCGUGACUGAUGUUAAUGAUAAUCCACCUAUUUUUGAGUCAUCAUUAUACUUAGCUACAGUUAAUGAAGAUACUGAAGUUAUGAGUGAAAUAAUAACAGUUAAAGCAAAAGAUAUUGAUAAUGAAAAAAAUUCUAAAAUUAUUUAUAGUAUAUUAAAAGAUUAUACAAAAAGUGAUGAAUUUUUUGGAAUAAAUCAAAAUACAGGAACAAUAUUUUUAAGAAAACCACUUGAUAGAGAAAUAAAUUUUGAACAUAGUUUAACAAUAAUUGCUACUGAUAAAGGAAAACCACCAUUAAAUUCAACGACAACUGUCAAAGUUAAUGUAUUAGAUGUUAAUGAUAAUCCACCUAAUUGUGCAUCAAUUGUCUCACCAUUUUAUUUAACAGAUGAUGAGGAGUAUGAUGAAAAGAUGGAGAAAAGAGACAUACCAUUAGGUAAAAUAAAUGCUUAUGAUGCUGAUGAAAAUGAAAAUGCCAUUAUUUUUUAUCGUCUUCAGCAGGCAAAUGAAAAUUUUGAAAUUAGAAAAAAUGGUGAUAUAUAUUUAAGAAGAAAACCAUCUGAAAUUUGUUUAUCCUCACCAAAUCAUAUUGUUUCAAUAAUUGCUGAAGAUAAUGGUAUGCCAUCAUUAUCAUCAGUUUGUUUAAUUGAAAUUAAAUGUGAAAAAGAAAAAUCUUUAAUAACAAUUUCAGAACCAUUUAUGAAAACAUUAUAUAUUCCUAGUAAAUGUUUAAAUAAAGAUGGAUGUUAUUUGACAAAAAUUAAUGGUACAAAUAUUAAUAAUAUUACAAUUGAUAAAGAUUUAAUUAUUAAUUUUCAUAAUUAUUUUAUUAUUAAUAAUAAUUCAGAAAUAUGGAUUAGAGGUGGAAGUGAAAUUAAUGAAAGCUUAUUAUUAAAAGGAAACAAUAGACUUAAUUUAUCUUUAUAUGAUAAAAAUAAUAAAAAGAAAAGAAUAAAUUUUAUUAUAAAAAGUUUAUAUGUACAGGAACUAAUAAAUGGAAAUAAAAAGACAAAUAAAAAUGAUACUAUAUUAUUAAAAUUAAGUGAAAAAUUAUUAAUAGGAACAAAAUUAAUUACUUUAGAGAAACGUAAUGAUAAAGGAAAAUAUUAUUAUAAAAUUCUUACAAAAGAUUCACAUUUUACUAUUAAUGAAAAUGAUGGUAGUAUAUAUUUAUCAAAACGUUUUAAUUAUAAUGACCAACAAAUUUAUGAAUUAAGAAUAAAAAGAUUUAGUACUAAUGAGGAUUUUGAAGAAAUGAAUAAUGAAAUAUUAAUUAUUAUUGAUGUACAAAGUGAAAAUUUAUAUUAUCCAGUAUUUUCUAAAGCUUUAGAAAUAUUUAAUAUUUCUGAAAAUGCAUCACCAGGAUUUUUAGUUGGUAGAAUUAAUGCUACAGACUAUGAUAGUGGUAUAAAUGGAGCUAUUGAAUAUAAACUUUACAGAGAAAAUGACAUUUUUUCUGUUGACAAAAUAACUGGAGAAAUAUUUUUAAAAUCAAAAUUAAAUUAUCAUACAAUGAAGGAGUAUAUUCUAGUUAUUGGUGCUUCAGAUAAAAGUAAAAGUAUCAAAGAACGAAAACAAUCUUUAACAACAAUAAUAGUAAAUGUUAAAAAUGAAAAUAAUCAUGCUCCUACAUUUGUUUCAAUAACAAAUGUUUCUGUUAGUGAAAAUCAACUAUCAUCAGAACCUUUUCAUUUUGUUAGUGCAAUAGAUAAAGAUGUUGAUUAUGGUAAAGUUUUUUAUGAAAUAGAUAAUACUGAAAAUUUUCGAAUUGACAAUUUGACUGGAGCUUUAUAUUUAAUUUCAAGAUCUGGUUUAGAAAAACAAUAUAUAACUGUUAAGGCAUAUGAUAAUGGAAAUCCACCAAAAUAUAAUUUACAAAAAAUAGAAGUUCAUUUUAUAUCAACACCAAAUAAAUGGAUUUAUUUUGAAAAAAGUGUUUAUAGAUUUAGUGUUGAUAAAAAUAUUGGAAAAGAACAUGUUACUUUAAAUAGUUUUAAACAACGAACAACAGAUAGGACAAAAGAAAAUAUUAAAUUUAAAAUAUAUCCUGAAAUAGAUGAAAUUAAAAAUAUUUUUUCUAUUGGUUAUAGAGAUGGUAUUUUGAAGGCAAAUAAAGGUUUAAUGAAUAAAAAGGAAUAUGAAUUUAAUAUUUAUGCAUAUAAUGAAAAUAAUUCUAGAAAUAGUGAUUGGACUACAAUAAAACUUGAGGUUGAAAAUAUUGAUACAGAUAAUGUAGAACCAUUAAAUAUUGUCUCAUCAUCCUGUGGUAAUGUAACAAUUCCAGAAAAUAUGUCCAUGAAAAAUUUUAAAAGAAUUUUUGUUAUUAGUUCAAAGUAUGAAAAUUUAAAUUUUAAAAUUGAAGCAGGUAAUGAUGGUGGUUUAUUUAAUAUUGAUACUAAAUUAGGUACAAUAAGUUGUAAAGAACUUGAUUAUGAAGCUAAAAAAGAACAUUUAUUAAUUAUUUCUGUUACAAAUAUGGAAAGUAAACCACCAAAAGGUGAUACAUGUGCUGUUAGAAUUUUUGUUGCUGAUGUUAAUGAUAAUGUACCACAAUUUCCUCAUAAUAUGAAAGAUACAAUUGUUUUACUUGACAAUACUCCUAUAAAUUGGAGCUUUAUGAGAUUAGAAGGUAAAGAUUUUGAUUCUGGUAGAAAUAGUGAAUUACAAUAUAGUUUAAUUGAUGAUGAAAAAGGAAUUUUUGAUGUUCUUUCUGAUACAGGUGAUUUAAUAUUAGCAAGUUUAAGAAAUGUACAAGAUAAAGAAUGGUCUAUAACUGUUGGUGUUCAAGAUAAUGGUGCAUAUAGAAUUCUUUCCUCAACACGACAAAUAAGAGUUAUAAAUAAUAGAACAAUUUCAUCAUCUAAUCAUUCUAAUUCUCCACUUUUUUUAAGACAAAAAUAUCUUGGAUAUGUAAGUGAAUCAUUACCAAAAGGUGAAUUUGUUAUGCAUUUAUCAAAUGAUAUCUUUACUAGUCUUUCUUUAAAAGAAGCACCAAUAUCUUAUAGUAUUAUUGGUGGAAAUAGAGAUUCUGCCUUUGAAAUAGAUAAUUUAGGUAGAAUAAAAACAUCAAAAGAAUUAGAUGCUGAAAUUGAAGAUCAAUAUUUAUUAAAUGUAAUUGCUACAAAUGAAUUUUCAAAACAAUUUUCAACAAUGGUUAAAAUUCAUGUUCUUAAUAUUAAUGAUAAUGUUCCAUUUUUUCCAAGUCAAAGACCAAAAACAAUAUCUGAAAAUACUCCAGUUGGAACACUUAUUGCUACAGUCACAGCAACAGAUGUUGAUGAUGAUAGUUUUUUAUUAUAUUCAAUUAAUCCAGCAAAUGAAUAUUUUGAAAUAGAACCAUUUACAGGAGAAAUUUAUCUUAAAAAUUCUUUAGAUUAUGAAAUUUUAAAAGAACAUAAUCUUGGUAUUCAGGCAUUUGAUGGUGAAUAUACUUCAAGAACAAACUUAAAAAUAUACAUAAUUGAUGAAAAUGAUAAUAAACCAUUAUUUGUUGGUGGAUCAUUUCAACAGAUAUAUGUUGCUGAUAAUUCUCCACCAAAUUCAAUUAUUCAUACAAUUAUUGCUAAAGAUCCUGAUGACGGUGAUAAUGGUGCUAUCAAAUAUAAAAUUAUUAAUGAAGAGGAUGAUUAUUUUUCAUUAAAUGAAAAAACUGGUGUUUUAACAUUACUAAAACAAUUAAUGGAAGGUACACAUUAUAUAAUGAGUAUUGUAGCAGAAGAUUGUGGUAUUAUAAAACAAAAAAAUAUACUUACAUUAAAAAUUCAAUCUAUAUCAGGUAAAGAAAUGAGAAUACCAACAUUUAAAGAUAAAACAUUAAAUAUAACUGUUAAUGAGAAUGCUCCAUUAUUUGAAACUAUUGGAAAACUUCAAUUAACUGAAGGUUACCAUACACCAAUUGAUUUUGUAAUUAAAGAUAUUGAAUCUGCCAAGAUGUUUUAUAUUAAUAAUCAAGGAUUUAUUUCACCUAAAAAUAAACUUGAAAGAAAAGUUAAAAAAAAUUAUUCUUUCAAUGUUUAUAUGUCAAAGUAUUCUGAAGUAUUACCAAUACUUGUACAUAUUAAUAUUGCUGAUAUAAAUAAUCAUUCACCUUUAUUUUUAAGUAACUCAACAAAAAAUAUAAAAUUAAAUGAAAAAAUACUUAAAAAUAGUGUUGUUGGAAGAGUUAUAGCUACUGAUGAAGAUGAAAAUAGAAAUGGACAAAUUACAUAUACAAUAUUGUCUGGUAAUUAUUAUAAUACUCUUAGCAUAAAUUCAGAUUCAGGAAGAAUUAUCUUUGAAAAAUGGAAUGAUGAAAUAUUUUAUCAGGAAAGAACAAAUAAUCAUGAUUUAAUUAUUAUGGCAGAGGAUAAUGGAACACCAAGUAGAUGGUCAACAACAUCUAUAAAUAUUCAGUAUGAUUUAAAAAAUUGGAGUGGAAUGAUACCAUUUUUUGUAAUGAAUUGUUAUACAUUUUACCUUCCUGAAGAUACUUUUAUUAAUACAAUUAUUGGUUCAGUUAAAGCAACAAAUAAACUUGGAUAUCAUGGGGAUGACUGGAAUUAUUCAUUAUCAAAUAAUCCUAAUAUUUUUGGAAUUAAUGUUGUUUCUGGUGAUUUAAUUUUAAAAGAAAGUUUAGAUUAUGAAAAGAGAAAUAAUUAUGAAUUUAAUGUUGUUGUAAAGGAUUCUAAAGAUAGAACAUCUAUAGUACAAGUUAAAAUAUUUGUCACUCCAGUUGAUGAAUAUUCUCCAGUUUUUAGUAAAUCAUCAUAUACCUUCCAAUUACCUACUGGAGCUGAUGUUGGUUUUAUUAUUGGAACAAUUAAAGCUACCGAUAAUGACAAAGGAAGUCAUGGAAAAAUUCAUUAUUCUAUUUAUGGAGCUAAUAAUAAUAUAAAGAUGAUUGGUAUUGAUCCAAAUACUGGUGUUCUAAUACUAAGAGAAUCAAUGAAAAAUAAAGUAAUUAAGGGAAAUAAGACAUUAGAACAUUUAAUUGUUGAAGCCUCUUCAAGUUAUACACAAACAUCACGAGUAAAUGUAUAUUUAGAAAUUGGAAACUUUGAUAUUUCAAAUAAUAUAAGUCAACAAUAUAAUGAUUUUAAUUACUAUGCAAUAAUUAUUUUAUCAUUAAUUUCUAGUAUAGUUAUUGUGGUAAUAAUUAUUUUAUGUUGUUACAGAUUAUGUAAAAAUUCACCCAAACAAUCAAAGAAACUUCCCACAAUUGGAAAUAAUGGUAUUGGAGGAGAAAAAAUUAAUGAUAUAAGUCAUUUAUCAGAUCAUUAUAAUAAUUCACCUAAUUAUAAUAAAUUUAUAAUGCAAGCUCCACCAAUGUUUUUGAAAUCAUCAAAUUCUAACUCAUCACAAAUGACAUCUUCUUCAAAUGGAUAUAAAGAAGGUGCUUUACCAUCAAUUGCUUAUCGUUUUCCAAUUACAAAUAUAAGUCGUGAUCGUUCUCAUCCUGAUUCAGGAAUUGAUCCUGAUGUCUUAUCAAUAAAUAGUACAGUAACUGAGUACUUGUCAAACAUUGGAAUAACUCCAUUAAGUAAAUUCACAGACACAUCAUUUCCAAAAAAUAAACAUUCUUUUUUGAAAAAUAAUAAUCCCCAGGAAUUUCCUGAUUUUAUGUAUUCAAAGAUUGAUGAAUUACUAGGUUCAAAUAAUGAUAUAACAUCACCUAACUUCAAAGCUUCAACAUUUUUAGUAAAAAAACCUGUAAUAAUUGAUAACAUAAUAAAUUCAAAUAUACCAAAAUUAAAUAAUUAUAAUAACUAUUAUAAUAAUAUUAACAAUGAUCCAGCGAUGCCACAAUUUAGAUCUCUUGGUGAAGUUUUCAGUAAUAUUAAUAAAGUCAAAGAAAAACAUGUUUAA
Strongyloides ratti is the source of this 6846-nucleotide messenger RNA. RefSeq names its product Protocadherin-23. Bases 1 to 6846 code for a protein of 2281 amino acids. The record is from RefSeq and is a predicted model, not a curated record. NCBI's taxonomy places the organism in Eukaryota, Metazoa, Nematoda, Chromadorea, Rhabditida, Strongyloididae. Gene Ontology annotation, molecular function: calcium ion binding. Gene Ontology annotation, cellular component: plasma membrane. Gene Ontology annotation, biological process: homophilic cell-cell adhesion. The transcript has a single exon.